GGUUAGAACUAAGUUUCUAAAAUUUCUUUUUGAGUAUGAAAAAUUUUAAAAAUUCAUUAAUAUUAUGUGACACUUCAUGCUCUCUCUCGUUGCUGACGGCACAGGUUAGUUAAACCUCCGCCGAUGGUGUCACCAUGGCAAGAGGGCGAAGACAAGGAAAAGGACGGCUAAGAAAGGAGAAUAUUAUCUCAUUCGAAAGUGCUAUUGGGGCAGGACUGAAACCCGAAGCAAAGGCGGUGGUAACUCCUGUUACUACACCUAGUCAUGAAACCCUAAAUGGUAAUGUUAUAUCCACUUCGGCUUUGAAUACAACUGGAGUGGUGAAACAACUGCAAUUGAGUACGGGGGUCACUACUAUCAGGAUAGAUCCAGGUAUAGUAGUUGUGCGAGGUGAGGAGGCGACGCAAAUCAAUGAAGCAAUAACCAUUCCCCUGCCUACUACUAAAGAGAAAGAGAAGGAAUGGCAACAAAGAAAAGCAAAAGGGCACAUGAAGAAUGUAUGGAUACAUCUGAAGAACCUCAAACCACAGUUUAAGAAGCUCAAUCAAACAGAAUACAAAGCAGUUACCCAAAGAAUCAUGCAAGCAAGGGAUAAUUUAGCUAAUAUUCAGAAACAAUUGCUUAUACAAAGUACUGAUAACUUACAAGAUUAGGAGAGAAGCAUGCUAGAGUAUCUUGAAAAGUAGUCAGGUAUUGAGGAGAGUAUACUAAAUCAAAAAUCCAAAGCCAAAUGGAUUAAGCUUGGGGAUGCUAACUCAAGUUAUUUCUCAGCUAUCUUAAAGGAGAGGAACCAUAAAAAAACAAAUGAAUGAGCUUACAUCUUUAACUGGAUCCAAACUACUUGCCCAGGAAGACAUUAAGCAGGCAGUGGCACAAUUAUACUAGAGUCUAAUGGGAUCAUCCACAAGCAGUCUUAGAGCAGUGAACAAGCUAGUAAUGAGUACAAGGCCUAUUCUUUCUCAACAACAACAAUUGAAAUUAUGUGUCAUAGUGACAGAAUUAGAAAUCAUUACCAGCUUGAAGGCUAUUGAAGAGGACAAAGCUCCUAGUAUAGAUGGUUAUAAUGUGUCUUUCUUCAAGAAGGCAUGACAUAUUAUAAAAGAGGAUAUCAUAGUAGCUAUCAAAAAUUUCUUCACCAUCGGUAAGAUGUAUCAAAGUAUCAAUUGUACUGCAAUCACUCUUGUACCUAAGGUGACCAAUCCAAUGAAUAUUAAAGAGUAAAGGCUAAUAGCUUGUUGUACAGUAUUGUAUAAGAUUAUUGGAAAGAUUCUGGCUAUUAGAAUGCAACAGAUUAUCCCCACCAUAAUCAAUCCCACACUGGCUGAUUUUGUACCAAGUAGAAGAAUAUGAGAUAAUUAUUAUCAUGGCCCAUGAGUUAGUGCAAUCCUAAUUAGGAAGAAUGUCUCACCAAGGUGCAUGAUCAAGAUUGACAUACAAAAGACUUUUGAUAGUGUGGAGUGGCUCUAUUUGGAGCGGGUGAUGAAGGAACUAAGUUUUCCUUGCAAGUUCACUAUUUAGGUUAUGGAAUGUGUAAAAACUAUAAACAACUUCAUUCUAGUAAAUGGGAAACCAACAAAACCAUUCCCUGCUGCAAAUGUGCUAAAAAUAGAGCCAUGAUUGAUUGCUAAAAAAGAUGACCUAUUGUUAUUCUCUAGGGGAGAUUACCUUUCUAUAUAGGCUAUGAUUGAUUGCUUCCAAUCUUUUUUAAGUGCCUCAGGAAUACAAGCCAAUAUGAAAAAAAGUUGUAUUUAUUUUGGAGGGGUAUCACCACAGGAGCAGGCUAGGAUUCUAUAGACUACCAACUUCACAUGUGGUGACCUUCCUUUCAAAUACCUUAGUGUCCCUCUAUCCACUGAUAAAAAAGAUGUUAGCUAAGAAUUCCUCCAGGACCUCAAAGAAAUUAUCAUAUGCUGGCAGAACACAACUAGUCCAAUCAGUAUUAUUCGGUACUCAAGCAUACUGAGCCCAACUAUUUGUUCUCCCUGCCAAGGUUAUCAAAUUAAUUAAUACCUACUGUAGAAGUUAUCUAUGGUCUGCAAGCAAUACCAUCACUAAGAAAGCUUUGGUAGCAUGGUCUAAAGUUUGCUCCCCUCUUUGCUUCGAUGGACUCAACUUGACCAAUGUCAAUAUAUGCAACAAAACAGCUAUUGCUAAAACUUAUUUCUCACUGGCAAAGAAAGAAGACAGAUUGUUGGAUGAUAAAGAAUAUAUUUCAAGCUAGAAAAACCUUUAUUCAAUUUCAGCCCUAUGAAUUGUGUGUAUAUUGCUUGACCAGGCAACUAUACAUGUAUAUGCUGUGCCCAGAAUCUUGAGUUAUAUGAAAGAAUUUGAUGUAUAAAAAUGCAGCCAGACAAAGAGCUAGAAUUACACUAUGGUUGCAACUGCAAAACAAGUUAUUAACUACAGAUAGGCUUAUACAGUAUGAAAAAUCAGUUUCUCCUAUAUGCCCACUAUGCACUCAUCUUAAUGAGUCUAGGAACCAUAUAUUUGUAUCAUGUGUGUAUGGAAGAAGACUUUGGAAAUAUUGCAACUAUGGAUUUGCCAAACCAAUGCACUCUACGGCAUGGGACCACCAUCUUCAAGAGGUACUAAUGCAUGUGAAAGGAAGGACACAAGCUGCUCAAAUAUUCAAAAUGAUAUACAUUGAGUUUGUGCAUUGUCUGUAGAUAGGACAAAACAUGAGAAUUUUCGAAAAUAAGAGAAGAGAGCCAAAGUCAUUGUUAAGAAUAUUGCAUUUGUCUGCAGUGUUAGAGCCCCUACCAGAAUUAGAUCUCUCAUUUGUAAUUUCAAGUUAGAUUAGACUGUGUAUGGAGCUGUGCUAAAUUUGGAUAGCUUACAGUGUUAGUCUGCUAUGGUGCUUGUAAAUGUUUUUCAUUGGUGAUUAAUGAAAAUGAUAGUUAUCA
Molecule: messenger RNA, 2903 nt
Organism: Solanum dulcamara
Lineage: Eukaryota; Viridiplantae; Streptophyta; Magnoliopsida; Solanales; Solanaceae
Exons: 2
Coding region: 135-653 (172 amino acids)
Source: RefSeq, a predicted model, not a curated record